Anopheles merus is the source of this 1450-nucleotide messenger RNA. Its product is annotated as homeobox protein B-H1-like. The coding region runs from base 1 to 897 and encodes 298 amino acids. The record is from RefSeq and is a predicted model, not a curated record. Gene Ontology annotation, molecular function: RNA polymerase II transcription regulatory region sequence-specific DNA binding; DNA-binding transcription factor activity, RNA polymerase II-specific. The transcript is spliced from 3 exons. Gene Ontology annotation, biological process: regulation of transcription by RNA polymerase II. Gene Ontology annotation, cellular component: nucleus. Lineage: Eukaryota; Metazoa; Arthropoda; Insecta; Diptera; Culicidae.
AUGAUGCAAAAGCUCUACUCUAACAUUUUGUCGCGAAAACUUAUGAUGCCUACAGGUGGAAAAGAUGAAGAUGGCAACAGCAUAAAAAACGGACUUGGACUUAGCAGUUCCUCAGGGCUGAGUAAAAAGCAACGAAAAGCUCGCACCGCUUUUACUGAUCAUCAAUUGCAAACCCUUGAAAAAAGUUUCGAAAGACAAAAGUAUUUAAGCGUGCAAGAUAGAAUGGAGUUAGCCAAUAAGCUUGGGCUAAGCGAUACUCAAGUUAAAACGUGGUAUCAAAAUCGAAGAACAAAGUGGAAGAGACAAACUGCAGUAGGAUUAGAACUAUUAGCAGAAGCUGGAAAUUAUGCUGCGUUUCAGCGGUUAUAUGGUGGACCUCCUUACAUCGGCGCCUGGCCUUACCCUACUCCUUCAGGGCCUCCUGGAACAUCACAAAGUGCGGUUGACGCAUACUAUAGACAUGCAGCUGCAGCAGCUGCUCUCCAAAAACCAUUACCUUAUCGUAUGUAUCCAGGUGUACCAACCAUCGGAACAUUGAAUUCUAUUCCGGGUCCAAGCGGCCCAUUCCCUCACCUCUCUGCGUCCAGUUCACUUUCAACGCUGAGCAGUUACUAUCAAGCCAAUUGUGGGCAACAACCAGCAGGAUCAUUGUUGCAACAACCUCAUCAAACUCCUAGCGGUGGAUCAAACCAACUUCGUGAUGGUGAAACCAGUGUUGGAGCAGGAAGCCAACAUGAUAUUAGUAAUCUUAACUCACUUACCAGCAUUAGUAAUCAUAGUCUGAACAGCCAGAUAAGGCAUAGUCCUAGCCCGAUGCUCAAUCCCGGUAGUCCACCAGGACAAUCCGAAAGUAAUCCACCUGAUAGUGAUGACGAGGAAGAUAACAUUCAAGUAUGAAGCGUACAUAGUCCAAAUGACAUUUAAAGUCACUUUUGCCUUCCUAAUCCAACAAUUAUCAAUAAUGUUGAAAAGCUAGUCCACUUAACUAGCAAUAGACACAUACAGUGACCGACAAAAAAAAAGUUUUUUUAAAUUUGUGUAUAAGUUACAGUUUAAAAAACCUUCCAUUGCGUACAUCAAAAAUAAAAUUAAUACUUUUUUUAAUUACAUACUUUGCGUUCUUGUAAAUUCAGCUUCAAAAAACAUUCAAGGACUAUAUGUUUACUGAAAUCGGUUAUUGAAUUUCUAUUAAAUAAAAUACUCUGAGAACAAAAGACCAUCUAGCAUAAGCUUAAGCAAUAAUUUCUAUCUAGUAGUUAAAUAUUUUCUUAGACCUUCAAUUUGUUAGCAGGUUUUACACAUUCUUAUUUUGAUGUCCCAGACAAUCAAUUUGUAAUUGUUUUCUGGUAUCGUAUAGCUAGGGUAUCGAAACUAUGACCCGCGGGCUUUCGGGAGCCUCAUUAAAGACCUGCGAUUAUUUUGUAAAAUAUAACGAGUAUUGUAUUUUAUU